Messenger RNA from Solanum stenotomum, 1603 nucleotides. RefSeq names its product probable protein phosphatase 2C 60. The record is from RefSeq and is a predicted model, not a curated record. Gene Ontology annotation, biological process: protein dephosphorylation. Bases 264 to 1394 code for a protein of 376 amino acids. The transcript is spliced from 11 exons. Lineage: Eukaryota; Viridiplantae; Streptophyta; Magnoliopsida; Solanales; Solanaceae. Gene Ontology annotation, molecular function: protein serine/threonine phosphatase activity; cation binding.
UUAUUUUUAAAAAAAAUCCAUGUCAAAUUAAAAUCAUCGAAAAAGAAAAAAUAAUUAGGUUGAUUAUACUUUACUCUAUCUUGUUUUUGUUCAUGAACAUUCAAAAAGGGUGUUUUUCUAAUUAAAAGUCGCCAUCGGGAUUUUAUUUCCCAUUUUUUCCCGCCGGAGUUUCGUCACGUCGGCAAAGUUGACCGCCAGUUUCCGUCCGCCACGGACCUCCUCCUUCCGAUCUCCUUCUCCGGUGAAAUCCACUCCUAUCAGAGAUGGGUAUAUACCUGAGUUCUCCGAAAACGGAGAAAUUUUCAGAAGAUGGUGAUAAUGUUAGGGUUAGAUAUGGUUUAUCAUCAAUGCAAGGAUGGCGAGCAGCUAUGGAAGAUGCUCAUGCAGCAAUUACUGACUUGGAUGCUUCCACUUCCUUUUUUGGUGUCUAUGAUGGUCAUGGAGGUAAAGUUGUUGCCAAAUUUUGUGCCAAGUAUCUACAUCAACAAGUACUCAAGCAUGAAGCGUAUCUACAAGGAGAUAUUGGAACGUCAGUCCAGAAAGCCUUUUUCAGAAUGGAUGAGAUGAUGCGUGGUCAGAGAGGAUGGAGGGAGCUGGCUGCACUAGGGGAUAGAUUAAACAAGUUUUCGGGUAUGAUAGAGGGUCUUAUAUGGUCUCCAAGAAAUGGUGAUGGAAACGGAAAUACUGAUGACUGGGCGUUUGAGGAGGGUCCUCACUCUGAUUUUCCUGGACCAACUUCUGGAUGUACGUCUUGUGUUGCGAUCAUUAGAGAGAACCAACUCAUUGUUGCGAAUGCUGGUGAUUCUCGCUGUGUGAUUUCACGGAAAGGCCAGGCAUAUAAUCUAUCGAGGGAUCACAAGCCUGAUCUUGAGAUUGAAAGAGAGAGAAUUUUGAAAGCAGGUGGUUUUAUCCAUGCAGGGCGUGUUAAUGGCAGCUUAAAUCUUGCAAGAGCUAUAGGUGACAUGGAAUUCAAGCAGAAUAAGUUUUUGCCAGCUGAGAAGCAAAUUGUUACGGCCGAUCCAGAUAUAAAUAUUGUUGAUUUGUGCGAUGAUGAUGAUUUUAUUGUCCUAGCUUGUGAUGGUGUAUGGGACUGCAUGUCGAGCCAGCAGUUAGUGGACUUUAUACAUGAGCAGCUCAAGUCGGAAAGCAAACUUUCUGCAGUAUGUGAGAGAGUUCUUGAUAGGUGUUUGGCACCGACAGCUGGAGGUGAAGGAUGCGACAACAUGACCAUGAUUUUAGUACAAAUCAAAAAACCUGUUCCCUCUGGGGCUUCUCCUAGUGACGAACCAUUAGCUUCUCCAGGUGAUGAGCCGUCAGCUUCGAGUGAGAAACUCCCUGCUUCAGAUGAUGUAAUUGCUGAAACAAAACCAGCAGAGUGUGGAUCAAGUUCAUAGUCACAGACACCCCUCUUAUUUAAUAAGAGUCUCAUCUGCAGUUGUAAAUGAUUGUUUUUGAGCUACAAGGAUAAAAAAUUAUAGCUUUUACUGCUGCUGGUUGUAUAUGUUGUUUUGUGUUGUACUAUAUACCUUUUUGGAUGACUUGUAUAGAUGACUUGACCAGAUGUUCUUGACAUGAAAAGUAAAACCAAAUUACUUUUUUAUCC